This is a messenger RNA of Eimeria tenella, 2739 nucleotides long. Its product is annotated as penicillin amidase domain-containing protein, putative. Gene Ontology annotation, molecular function: hydrolase activity, acting on carbon-nitrogen (but not peptide) bonds, in linear amides. The transcript has 22 exons. The record is from RefSeq and is a predicted model, not a curated record. Gene Ontology annotation, biological process: antibiotic biosynthetic process. Bases 1 to 2739 code for a protein of 912 amino acids. NCBI's taxonomy places the organism in Eukaryota, Apicomplexa, Conoidasida, Eucoccidiorida, Eimeriidae.
AUGCCCUGCGACGCCGUUGAAGUGAGCGGGUGGAGUGCGUCUCGCAGGGUGUCCCUGGACCCAUGGGAUUACUAUGCGCUGACAUACACGGACUUCUUUUCCUUUGUCGUUGGGCUUAUUGGACGUCCCGUCAUUAGUCGCUUCUUUACGCCAGAUGAGGCUUUCUGGAAUACACCUGCAGAGGUUCCUGGAAUACAGUCCACGAUUAAAAUAGGACACGACAAAUAUGGGCUCCCCUACUUGACUGCAUCCAGCCAGAGGCCCGCGCAAAUCGAACUAUUGAGAUUAGUGGCGACGGGAAAGUCUGCAGCCGUCCUUGGAGCUUCAAUGACCGACACUGACAUGAUUACCAGGACCGUAAUAUCCGAGGAGGCACUUUUGUGGAAGCUACGAAAACUGCCGCGUCACGGCGUGGCUUGCUUAAUUGCUUACUCUCGAGGCAAGCCAAGGCUAAGUCACAAGCUGCAAGAUCCUAGGCUGCUCCUUUCCGGGGAGCAUUAUUUUGACUUCCUCACUGCACCGUGCAGAGCCCUUAUGAGGGGACUGACGAGGGACUUUGUGCGAGUCCACCUCAAAGAGUCACUGGGCGACAAAUGGAAGUUGUUCGAUUUCGGCUUUCCUGAGGGGGUUCCCCCUCUCAAUCCUGAAGGCAGCGGCCCCAGUCUCUACGACCUCGAGGGCAAGCCAGUUGCAUUCCCUUCAGUAGAAUUAAAGGACACCGAAUGGUCAACCAGAGGCCCCUCGGCGUUCCCAGAAAUAACAGAAGGGCCCCACUCCCUCAAUCCGGAAUUUGGAGGUCCCAUGCACGACAGAGAUCCCAGUCCCAAAAUGACACCAGAGCGCAUGCACCAGUUCAAAGAGGACAUGCAGAGAGCGGAGGAUUUUUAUGACCUGAAGCACCCAAAGCCGUGGACCACAGAGCAACAGCCACAGCACUCCAACACCUUCAGUCUCAAAGUGGACGGCAGCAACGGUUGGGCCGUAUCGGGCAAACUUACAAAGACGGGAAUGCCUCUUUUGGCUGGCGAUCCCCAUGUUGAAGUUAAUGCCCCAGGAUUUUGGAUGCCAAUGUGGCUGAAGUCGGACGGCAAGCUAGACGGCUUGCCUGUUCGCGGCGUGGGCGCCACCGCGGUGGGGACUACAGGCAUGUUCAUAGGUCACAACGACUACGCUGCCUGGACCCAGACAGUGGCACACACUGACAUAGAGGAUCUCUUCUUAGUAGAGCUAAAUGAAGAGGGGACCCACUACUACUAUGGCGGCAAACAGUACCCGCUGAAGUUCAUCGAACACAACAUCUAUGUUAAAGGGCGCCCAAACCCUAUUCGUCAUAUAUCUCGUUACAGCCAUCACGGUCCUCUGUUCUCUGAUGCUGUCCCUCCUCUUCGCAAGCGCAUUGGAAAAAACCAGGCGCUUGUUCUUGCUUCCGUGGCAUUGCGUGCCCCGCUGCCUGUGGCUUGGGCUGAAAAGAUGCUCUUUGGGAAGGAGUGGAAAGACUACAUCGAAAUGGGACAGCAUGCCCAGAUGAACGAGUUUGUUUGCAUCUGGGCAACGAAGGAUGGUGCUAUAGGCGCGUCUGUGACGGGAGCAGUGCCUGUGAGGCCUUUCUCCACUAUUCCUCAAUUUAGGGAUGGGUCAGACCCAAAACAAGACUGGAAGGGAGUGCUCCCUCAAGAACAAAUUCCGUUUGUGAUGAACCCCAAAAGCGGAAUUAUCGUUGCGGGGAAUUCAGUGCUCGCGGAUGACCCGAAAAGACUUUUCGGAGAAGUGUUUGUUCCAGGACAUCGAGUCCGUCGCGCGCAUCAGUUGCUGGCUGAUCUGAAGAGCAAAAAAGAGAUAGAAAUUCAGGAUCUCAUCAAGAUGCAGGAGGAUCAGUACAGCGAACACGGAUGCGAGUUUAAGGAUUUUGUCUUGAAGGAAUUCCUCCAUCGAUUUGAUCUUAAAAAUGAUCAGGAGGAGGCCACUGCCCUUUGCGCGGACGAGGGCCUCACUCCCUAUGUGGCUAGAUUGCUAACAGCUGCCAUGGAAUCUUGGGACUGCUCUAUGAAUGCCACUUCGCACGGGGCCUCAAUUUACGAAGUUUGGCUCCAAAUGGUUUUGCAAGGAGUUUUUGCUGCCAACAACUGGAGUGAUGAGGCGCUUUUCUCGCUAGUCGAAUCCGGUUUACUCCCCGCGGAAUACCCUCUGUCGCGUUUGCUCUGCAAGUCGGCGACUGAUACUGUGAAGUAUCUAAUGGGACGGCUGGGCCCUGAUGUGAAGGACUGGCAUUGGGGGAAACUUCGCAGUCGCUAUAUCGACCAUCUUUUCGUCAGAGAUGCGCCCGCCCUUAGACACCUGUUAAGUGUUGGGCCACUAAAGUGGGGAGGAAACUUCGGCACGCUCAAAGCUCAUCACUUCGAACCGCACAUUCUUAAGGCCGAUGAUCCACUGACUGGAAACUUCCAUCGAGGAAUCGACACAACUUCUCUCAGAGUAGUGUUCGACUUGAGCAACUGGGAGAAUUCUCUCUGGGCCUACUACCCAGGUGUCUCGGGCUGGCCCGGCAGCAAACACUAUGGAGAUACAGCUGAACUGCUUGAGGAUGGGAAAGAAAAGCUGAUGCCGAUUCCGUGGGAUGAAGAGAAGAUUGAAGCGUCGCUUAUAGCUACGAAGAUUCUAAGCCCCAAGCAAGAGCGGCAGCAGGCACCACAGCGGAGCCAGCAGCCUCCGCGGCAGCAGCAGCAGAAGCAAGAGUUUUAA